UUUAUCUGGCUCAAAGUAUCAGUUCACUGUGCAAUAUAGCUCCAGCUGGCUCACGGUUACCUUCAGUCCUUGAUUUUAGCACCUUUCUCUGUUAUGAAGAUGAGGAAUCUUCUUUUGGCAGUUGUUCUGGGACUUCUUGCUGCUGUCCAUUCAACACCUGUUAAUACUGUGACCCAGAACCCUGACAACCCCGAUGAAGGCUUUCUCAAGGAUGCCAUGACGGAGGGGUUCAUUGUUGGUCCAUCACCUACGCUUACAACAGAAACACCCAAAAUAAAUGCCACAGUUCAAGCAUCACAGACACCGGUAUACAACUCUGAAGAUAUGACCGAAGGAAGUGCUGCUGGAAAGAUCAGUGACAUCUCAACAACGUCCAUUUCACCGCAUGAAACCACAACGCUGAGUAUUUCACAUGCUCAGACCUCUGCAUUCAUAGGGAGUCCCGUGUCUGAGGGCAGUGGUUUAGGAGAGACCAGUGACGAAUCACCGAUCCCCUUCACACUCGAUACCACAACAACGAAUGCCACAAAUGCGCCGACUUCUAACUCCACAGAGAGCUACGUGUUUGAGGGCAGUGCUGUUGAAUCACCGAUCCCCUUCACACUCGAUACCACAACAACGAAUGCCACAAAUGCGCCGACUUCUAACUCCACAGAGAGUUACAUGUUUGAGGGGAGUGCUGUCGAAUCAACAAUCCCAAUCGCACUUGAUACCACAACAGCAACGCAUGCUCCGACCUCGGACUUCACAGAGCGUUACAUGUUAGAGGGGAGAGGUUCAGGAUAUGCCUCACCUUCCCUCAUUAGCCAUACCACCACAACAUCAGUGCCAAGUGAAGACCAGUCAAGCAAGACUUCAAACAGCAACGUCCUCUCGCAAACUACUGAUCCUGCUGUCUCUACCAGUGACGUCACAACGAACCUGGAUUCUGGUUCAGGGUCUGAACUGGUAGAAACUACCACUGUAUCAUCAAAAGUAUCAAGACAAAAUCGAAAUUUUCUGUACAAUAAUAAAGGCCAACAAGCAUCACAGACACAGACGCAGACGACGAACACUGAACCAACACACAAAGGACAUGUUACACCUGAUUGGAUCAUCAUCCUUGGCUUUAUCGUUGGUGUUGCAGCACUUGUAAUACUCUGCGUUGCCAUCGCAACCAGACACAAGUGGAAUGGACCGAACCAGGCAAACCUGACAGUGGCUACAAAUAACCAGCAGAGGGAGCGAGAGAUGGAGACUUUCCUGCCUAAUGAGAAGCCCAAGGAGAAUGGAAAUUCAGGGGAGUACACUGUCAUUCCCCUGGAAGAUAUUCCACAAAAUGGUCCCUCACACUGAGAUCCAGAAACAAACCCUCUGGAGAACAGAACCAUGAGACUGUGUUUGAAGCACAAUAAUUUAAAAGAGGAACAAAAUUGUCCAAACUGCUGAGCAAAAGGGGAUUUGUGGACUUUCACGCCUCUGAUUCUUGUCUGAAUGACAACAAUAUUUCAUUUUUUUUUUCCCCCACUGACUUUGAAACACUUUGAUGACACCUUUAGUUGCAGUAAAUUUUGGUUAGUCUAUUUAUUGCCUUAUUGAGUUUUUUUUCUUUCUUUUUUAAAUUUUUAAAUUAUGUGUUGGUCAGGUAAAGUGCAGUAAUGUCAUUUAUUUCAAAUAGAGCUAAACUCUCCUCAGUGUUUUUUUUCUCUGUUUUUCGUUGUAAUUCACGUGGUUUCCUUUUUUCCAGCUGUUUUUUUUUUUUUUUUUGUUAAAAGUGUCAUUUGUUACAAUGUUAUUGUAAUGUUUGCUUAAUAAUCUUAUUGAAGACUGUGUUGUGGACUGUAACUUAUAUUAAGCUGCUCUGUUGUUUUUGUUGUGGAAUCCUGGAGUACUGAAUGGUACUCAGCUCACUGAGUCUAGUUCCUCUUGAGAGCCUACACAGCACUUCAGCUGUGGUAACAUGCACUUACUGAACAUUCAUAUGCUGUACUGCAUCCUGCCUCCUAUGAGGAAUAAUCACAAUGGUAGCUCAUCAAUAAACAUUUAUUUGCUUCCAAUAA
Messenger RNA from Oreochromis niloticus (Nile tilapia), 2039 nucleotides. It is a transcript of the gene cd44a, whose product is annotated as CD44 molecule (IN blood group) a. The record is from RefSeq and is a predicted model, not a curated record. NCBI's taxonomy places the organism in Eukaryota, Metazoa, Chordata, Actinopteri, Cichliformes, Cichlidae. Bases 94 to 1335 code for a protein of 413 amino acids. The transcript is spliced from 5 exons.